UAUUCUCACCGCCACUCACACUCAGGCGGCCACAUUGGGUCUGAAGCUGAGAAAGCGUCUGACGCUCUCCUCCUAGAACAGCAUCAACUCCUACAAGCAUCAUCUAUUCGAUAGAUUUUGGAGCUACCACUACUAGCUCCAGCUAAUUAGAUCAGCUUACAGACACACCUCGCGAUGCGCGUACUUGCCAUCUGCAAUCCUGUGUGCGGCGAUGCCUCUGCUGUCCAAUUCUAUGAGACACACGUCGCACCUCUACUGAAAGAGGCCACCGUCGAACUGGAUGCCCCGGUGCUCACAACAACGCACGACGGCCAUGCAGGACAAUUCGUCACGCAGUAUACCGAGUCUGUCGAGGGUCCCUUCACCGUGAUCCUCGCUAGCGGGGACGGCACUCUGCACGAGAUCGUGCAAACGCUCACGAACACCCCGCCCAAGGGCGUGCGUGCAUCCGCCCCUCCAGCCAGGCUUUCCUUCGUCCUGCUACCCUGCGGAACCGCCAACGCGCUCUACUCCUCGCUCUUCCCACCACAGAGCGAGGAAGACGCCACGAGCACCGACUACAAGCUGAGCUCUCUCCGCGCAUUCCUCGCCUCGGGCACAACCGUCCCGCUCACCCUCGCCCUCACCACCCUCUCCCCUCCCCCCCGCUCGCACAAUCCCCCACGCACCGCCGUCUCCGCCGUCGUCGCCUCCACCUCCCUACACGCCUCCAUCCUGCACGACGCCGAGGCCCUCCGCGCCUCCGUCCCAGGGCUCGAGCGCUUCAAGCGCGCCGCGGCGCAGAACCUCGCGCGCUGGUACUCCGCCUCCGUCACGCUCUUCCCCGCGCAGGCCACCGGGCGCGUCGAGCUCUGGGACCCCGCCGCGCGCAGGUUCGCACCGCACCCGCAGAGCACCGAGUCCGACCCGCUCGUCGAUCUCUCCGGUCCGUUCGCGUACUUCCUCUCCACGGCGAAUGUCGACCGCCUCGAGCCUGCGUUCCGUAUCACGCCGCAUGCGCGCGAUGUCCCGCCGAAGGGCCCCGCGCUGGACGUCGUCGUGCUCCGCCCGGAGCGCGAUCCUAGUGUGGAGAUGGACUCGCGGGAGGUCCGUGAGGCGUUUGCGGAGAAGGCGAAGGCUGUUUUGGGCGGUGCGUAUGAGGAUGGCGCGCAUACGGUGCUGAGGUAUGCGGAGGAUGGGUGUGUUCUUACUGAAGGAGAUGGACCGCUCGUCGUUGAGUAUUUCCGCUGUGGCGGGUGGGAAUGGGAGCCGGAUGACAUCGAUGACCGCGCACAUCUUGUGUGCGCCGACGGUGAGGUCUUCACGAUAGAUAAGGGCGGAAGGGCGACCUGCGCCGCUGUGAUACCGGUAGACGACAAGUCUGGUUUUGCCGUGUUUGUGUGAUAUCUGCGUAGACUCUCGGACUGUGGUGGCUCAUAUCUCGAAGAAUGGUAAGGGAGGAAUGAUAGAGCACGGAAGUCGACACUUAUGUACAAUCAUUACGGAUCGCAUGUCAUGUUGCACUGUUUAGCGACUCUCUUACAGUCGCAUGUCAGUCUUCGGCCAGAGAUGAUGAUUUGCAACGAUGCAGUGCCUUGACUCUCGUG
Molecule: messenger RNA, 1586 nt
Organism: Laetiporus sulphureus 93-53
Lineage: Eukaryota; Fungi; Basidiomycota; Agaricomycetes; Polyporales; Laetiporaceae
Exons: 2
Coding region: 175-1383 (402 amino acids)
Biological process (GO): sphingosine biosynthetic process
Cellular component (GO): membrane; cytoplasm; intracellular membrane-bounded organelle
Source: RefSeq, a predicted model, not a curated record